CCUUGUAGAAGAAACUAGACAACACAAAAAUGGUUGCAAUUCAUGAAUAAAACUAACACCUGCCCCUCAUCAAAGCCCUUGUCCAAGCCAAAUGGAUUUACAAGUGAGGCCGGUAGACCAGCUUAAAGACACUGUCGAUUUGGCACAUUCGGAGCAAAGCAAUAAAAAAGGGGAUAAAGCUGUUGACUACUGGAUCAAGGCUAAAGCUCUGGCUCGUAUUGUACAUGGUGGGAAUCAUUGGUUUUAUGCAUUUUGUUGUAUUAAAACUGGGCAAUGCUAUCUGGAAUUAUUACGAUUGCCAGAACAAUCCUUGCAACAUAUACAAGAGGGGAAAGAAAUUCUAGAAUCAUUAUCAUCUACUUUAGGAGAUGAUUCAAAUUGUCUUCACUCUUUGUCAUUAGCCACUUGUAUUCUUGGUCAAAUCCUGACUCUUAAUGGACGGUUAACUGAUGCUGAAAAGUGUUUGUCAAAAUCGGAAAAUUACUUCACCCGUUAUCGAUUAAGUUGUCAAGACGAUCCAGAUUUAGACAUGAAGAUAACUACUUCUUUAGGAAGAUUAUGUACUAAACAAAAAAACUUCGAUUUGGCUGAAGGUUAUUUUGAAAAGGCAUUGGAUUUAUAUAAGAUACUACCAGUUAAAGAUUUUCAUGACGAAACACUUCUUUUAAUGGAUUUUGCAGAAGUUAAAUAUCUACAAGGGAAUUACGAUUUAUCAAUUUCAAGACUACAAGAAGCUGAAAAAUUAGCAUCAGAAUGCUUUGGUCAAGUGUCGGAGGAAAAAGCUGAUGUUAUGAAUAAAUUGGCUAAAGUUUAUUUUACAAUGUAUGGAUUAGAAACUAAUGACGUUGAUGACACUGCUGUAAAAUUAGAAGAUACACUAUGGGGUGCAUAUAAUAUUUAUGUUCUAGUAAAAAGUUCUUCACAUCAUAAAGCCAUUUUAGUACAGGAAGAAUUGGUCAAAUUAUUGGUAAUGCAGUCACGAUUUGAGGAAGCAAUAAAACAUUUGAAAGAGUUAAUUGUUAACCAAUCAGUUCUGUAUGGGGAAGGCAGUGUGAAGGUAUCACGUACAAGAAAGACAUUAGCUUCUGUGUAUCUUCAGGUUGGCCAUAUUGAAAAGGGUUCGGAACAAUUAAAAUUGGCCCAAGAAGUCUUUAUGGCAGUAUAUGGGCCAAAUAACAGUGAAACAACAGAAAUAUCAACCACCUUAAAGGCACUCACAGGAUCAAUAGAAGGAAAAAAGACCAUAUCAAAGAAACCUCCAUUUAAAUGUGCAUUUUAAACUAAAAUUUAUUAUAGCAAUAUUAAAGUUAUAUGAAAA
Messenger RNA from Amphimedon queenslandica, 1318 nucleotides. RefSeq lists its product as uncharacterized. Lineage: Eukaryota; Metazoa; Porifera; Demospongiae; Haplosclerida; Niphatidae. Gene Ontology annotation, molecular function: protein binding. Bases 92 to 1279 code for a protein of 395 amino acids. The transcript is spliced from 14 exons. The record is from RefSeq and is a predicted model, not a curated record.